Molecule: messenger RNA, 480 nt
Organism: Megalops cyprinoides (Indo-Pacific tarpon)
Lineage: Eukaryota; Metazoa; Chordata; Actinopteri; Elopiformes; Megalopidae
Product: pro-neuropeptide Y-like
Exons: 4
Coding region: 74-355 (93 amino acids)
Biological process (GO): neuropeptide signaling pathway; feeding behavior
Cellular component (GO): extracellular region
Molecular function (GO): neuropeptide hormone activity; neuropeptide Y receptor binding
Source: RefSeq, a predicted model, not a curated record
GGCAGCUUUAACUGCGGACCACCGACGAACGGGCCGAUAUAACUUCAGUCUUCGCUACUGAAACUUGUGGAAGAUGCGUCCGACCUUGGGAACAUGGCUGGCCAUUGCAGCCUUCUGUACGCUGAUAUGCAUCUGCACAAUGGCAGACGCAUACCCAUCCAAACCAGACAACCCUGGAGAUGAUGCUCCCGCUGAGGACCUUGCCAAAUAUUACUCUGCCCUAAGACACUAUAUCAACCUCAUCACACGACAGAGGUAUGGGAAGAGAUCAGGGCCCGACACUCUGAUCUCAGACCUGCUGCUGAGCACCGAGAGCAUCCCACGGUCAAGAUAUGAGCAGCCACCUGUGUGGUGAUGUCAGUAAAUUUGUCUGCAUUGCACCUCCCCAACAUGAAUGUUUCAGCAUCACUCCAACGCUAUCGGAUCUCCAGCUCACCAGCUGCAUGCAAUCACCACUCCGACAUCCACAAGGAAACUACU